Gastrolobium bilobum is the source of this 3267-nucleotide messenger RNA. Its product is annotated as receptor-like protein 35. The transcript has a single exon. NCBI's taxonomy places the organism in Eukaryota, Viridiplantae, Streptophyta, Magnoliopsida, Fabales, Fabaceae. The record is from RefSeq and is a predicted model, not a curated record. Bases 1 to 3267 code for a protein of 1088 amino acids. Gene Ontology annotation, molecular function: protein binding.
AUGAGGGUACACAUAGUCUUGCUUCUUUUCUUGAUACCUUUCUGCUUAAUAAAUUCCAUCACCAAUAACAUCUUUGUUGCAAAUGGCUCCUGUCUUAGCCAUCAACGUUCCAUGUUGCUCCAUUUAAAAAACAACCUCAUAUUCAACAUUACAAAAUCCCAAAAGCUGAUUCUUUGGAAUCAAAGUGAUGAUUGUUGCUUAUGGCCUGGUGUUACAUGCAAUGAGGGACAUGUUAUAGCUCUUGACCUUAGUCAUGAGUCUAUCUCAGGAGGACUUGUUCAUUCAAGCACUCUUUUCAGCCUUCAAUAUCUACAGAGCUUGAAUUUGGCUUUUAAUGAGUUGAGUUCUGUGAUUCCUCCAGAGCUUCACAAGCUGAAGAAUUUGAGGUAUCUGAACUUGUCUAUGGCUGGCUUUGAGGGGCAGAUUCCAAAUGAGAUUUCUCGCCUUAAAAGGUUGGUUACUCUUGACUUGUCUUCUUCAUUACUUACCUCACAUCACAGACUUAAACUUGAGAAGCCAAAUAUAGAAGUGCUUGUACAAAACCUUACAGAUAUCAGAGAACUGUAUCUAGAUGGAGUAGCAUUAUCUGCCAAGGGAGAAGAGUGGUGCCAUGCUUUAUCUUCAUUGAAGGAGUUACGUGUUCUGAGCAUGUCAUCAUGCAAUAUGUCUGGACCUAUUGAUUCUUCACUAGCUAAGCUUCGGUCACUCUCAGUUCUAAAAUUGAACGACAACAAUAUGUCAAGCACAGUGCCUGAUUCCUUUGCAAAUUUCUCCAAUUUGGCCAUACUACAGCUCAGAAGUUGUGGCUUAAUUGGUUCUUUUCCAAAGGGUAUCUUCAAAAUACCAACAUUAGAAGUCCUUGACAUAUCAGCCAAUCAAGAUCUUUGUGGUACUUUGCCAAACUUCUCACCACAUGGUUCUCUUUACAAUUUGAACCUCAGCAAUACAAAUUUCUCAGGACACUUACCAGAUUCUAUUUCCAAUCUGAAGCAGUUGUCUACAAUUGAUCUGUCUUACUGCCAAUUCAAUGGAACACUUCCCAGUUCAAUGUCAGAACUCACCCAACUUGUUCAUCUAGACUUGUCUUCUAAUAACUUCACAGGUUCACUUCCUUCUUUCAAUAUGUCCAAGAACCUCUCAUAUCUAUCCCUCUUCCAUAAUCAUUUAAGUGGGGUGUUACCGUCCAGUCAUUUCGAGAGCCUCAUAAAUCUUGUCAGCAUUGAUUUGGGGUUCAAUUUUUUCAGUGGGAGUAUUCCUUCUUCUUUACUCAAACUCCCAUAUUUGCGAGAACUUCAGCUUCCCUAUAAUCAAUUCAAUGGUCUCUUGAGUGAGUUUGACAAUGCAUCUUCCUCAGUAUUAGAGAUGCUUGAUUUAGGCAACAAUAAUUUACAAGGGCCCAUUCCUGUGUCUGUCUUUAACCUUAGAAGACUCCGUGUUAUUCAACUUUGUUCAAACAGGUUCAAUGGCACAAUACAAUUGGACAUGAUUCGAAGGCUAAGUGAUUUAGCUAUACUUGACUUCCAACAUAACAAUUUGUCAGUUGAUAUAAACUUUAGGGAUGAUCAUGACCUUUCACCCUAUCCUAAUUUAAUAAGAGUGAUGUUGUCUUUCUGCAAGCUGAGAGGAAUCCCUAGUUUCUUGAGCAACCAGUCCACAUUACUAUAUCUUGACCUAUCUAACAACCAGAUUGAAGGACCAAUACCUGAAUGGAUUUGGCAAGUUGAAUUUCUUGUUCACUUGAAUCUUUCGAAAAACUUUUUCACAAAAUUGGAGGGAAGUUUCUGGAACUUUAGUUCAAACAUUUUCACCCUUGAUCUUAGUUCUAACCAACUGCAAGGGCCUUUUCCCUUCAUUCCAAGGUAUGCAAAUUAUUUGGACUACUCAAGCAACAGAUUCAGCUCUGUCAUUCCACGAGACAUUGGCAAUCACCUCCCUUCUGCACUUUUGCUGUAUCUUUCAAACAACAGUUUUCAAGGACAAAUCCCAGAAUCUUUCUGCAAUGCUUCAGGUCUUCACCUACUAGAUCUUUCCUACAAUAACUUUGUUGGGAAGAUUCCCAAGUGUUUUGCAACAUUGAGUAGCACUCUUAGGGUGUUAAAUUUGGGUGGAAACAAACUCCAAGGUUAUAUUCCUGAUACUUUUCCAACUUCAUGUGCUCUAAAGUUGUUGGAUCUAAAUGGAAAUCUAUUGGGUGGUACCAUCCCAGAAUCUUUGGGCAAUUGCCAUAAAUUACAAGUCCUAAACCUUGGAAAGAAUAUAUUAAUUGACAGAUUUCCGUGCUUCUUUAGUAACAUUUCCACCAUGAGAAUCAUGGAUUUAAGGUCAAACAAACUCCAUGGUUCUAUUGGAUGUCCAAAUAGCAGUGGUGAUUGGGAGAUGCUACAUAUUGUUGAUCUAGCCUCCAAUAAUUUCAGUGGCUCAAUACCAGGAGCAUUGUUAAACAGUUGGAAAGCUAUGAUGCGUGAUGAUGAUGAAGUUGGACCAGAAUUUGGCCACUUAUUUCUUGAUGUUGUUGAUAACUUCAAUCCUCUGAGUUUUAAGGAUGUAUUGUCACUGUUGAACAAAGAUCUUGGUCGUUAUCAGGAUUCAAUUACUAUUGUCAACAAAGGUCAGCAAAUGAAACUGGUCAAAAUUCAAAAGGCCUUCACUUACAUUGAUAUGUCAAACAACUAUUUUGAGGGGCCAAUACCAAAUGAGUUCAUGCAUUUGAAGGCACUAAAUACUCUUAACUUGUCACAUAAUGCCUUCUUGGGCCAUAUCCCAUCAUCUUUAGGAAAUUUGAAGAAUCUUGAGUCUUUAGACUUGUCAACCAAUUCUUUGAAUGGAGAAAUUCCUAUAGAGCUUGCAAGUCUAUCAUUCCUUUCAUAUCUGAAUCUCUCAUUUAACCAUCUCGUGGGGGAAAUUCCUGAGGGUACUCAAAUUCAAUCAUUUGAUGCAGAUUCCUUUAAAGGGAAUGAAAAGUUAUGUGGACCUCCACUUACCAACAAUUGCAGCAAUGAUGGAGUGAAGGGGUUGUUGCCACCAGCAUCUGAAACACCUCAUUCCCAUUCUAAGAGUUCAAUCAAUUGGAAUUUCUUAAGUGCAGAGUUGGGAUUUACUUUUGGCUUGGGAAUUUUCAUCUUCCCCCUUAUUUUCUUGAAGAGAUGGAGGCUGUGGUAUUCCAAACAGGUAGAUGAGUUGCUUUAUAGGAUCAUCCCUCAUCUUGAUUUUGUGUAUGAAUACCAUGGAGGGAAGAGGUAUAGAAAUCUAAGGUGGAAGCCUUACUGA